CAUUUCAUGGUCUUGAUGAUUGAUUGCGACGGCCCUGCGCCGUCACCCCGCAAACGGCAGGCUCUUCGCCAUGUCGUCCGGUUACAAAACCAGCCCAAUGGCACUGGCUUCCCACCAUGGCUGACAUGCUGUUUCGCGUAGCACGGACUUCUGGUGUUUGACUGGAGUCCAUUGUUUCUUUUUCUCCUCCUCUUCUUCCCAUCUCCUUGCUCACCUCUCUGUCCACCUAGCUUACAAAGUUGGUUUGCCUAUGUAUCGCUUGAAUCCACGUCCAGCCACCAACUGUUCAAGCGAAGCAACAACGAGCAGCCUACCUCGGGCUUUAUUAUCUAUCACUCUUCACCAAUCAUGAAGCUGUUCACCAUAUCUGCUCUCGCCUCCCUCACAUGGGCAUGCGUCUUGCCUGAGGAGAGGAUCGCCGGUCCUAGCAGCCGCCUUAGUCGCCGCCAGAUUAUGGGCAAUACAGGCAUUCCAGUCGGUACUGGAGAUCGUUUCAACGAUGGCAAGGAGCUGCCGCUGGGAGUUGGGACGCAGAACAAGGCAGUGACGUCUGUGCUCAGCGUCAAGGAGAUCGACAGCGGAUUCAGGGCGCUUGCAAGCCAUUACAAAUUCCAAACGUUUGAAGCUCCGCAGAAAACAUACGAGGGUCGUUCAGUCUAUGGUGGCAAGGUCGGCGGCAAUGGUACUUGCGAUGAUGCCUACAGGGUGUACCUGAACGGUGCGAUCCACGCUCGUGAGCGGGGUUCUGCCGAUGGCGUGCUGUUCUUUGUCGCCGAUCUCCUCUACGCCAACGAGAAAAAUACCGGCAUCACUUACGGCCGCAAGAGUUACAGCAACGCCGACGUCAAGAAGGCCUUGUCGGCUGGGCUUGUCUUUGUCCCCUUGUCCAACCCGGAUGGUGUCGCCUACGACCAGGCCUCCAAUAGCUGCUGGAGGAAGAAUCGCAAUCCUCGAUCAGCCAGAGCUGGGGAUGACUCGACGAUUGGCGUUGACCUGAACAGGAACUUUGACUUCCUAUGGGACUUCCCCAAAGAAUUUGCCCCAAGUGUUGCAAGCAGUGUAGCCAGCACCGAUCCCGGCUCUGAGGUUUUCCAUGGCACCAGCGCGUUCUCGGAACCUGAGACACAAAACAUCAAGUGGGUUCUGGAUACUUACAAAAAGGUUCGGUGGUUUGUUGACCUCCACUCCUAUACGGGCGAUGUGCUCUACAGCUGGGGGAGUGACACGAACCAGGAGAAAUACGACUAUAUGAACUUCCACAACUCAAGCUACAACGCCGUCCGUGGCCUCGUCAACGACGUACCUGGCCGCGGCCGGGGUUACGGCGAGUACACGCCGGCAGGAGAGGAUUCGGUCAACCAAGGUGCCGCCAAGCGAAUGGGUAACGCCAUGUCGGCUGCAAAUGGUCGCACAUACACGGUUUCACAGGCAGUCGGCCUUUAUCCUACUUCUGGGUCGAGUGACGACUACUCUUACUCAAGGCAUUUUACCGACCCUUCGAAGAACCUUGUACAUGGCUAUACUGUUGAGUUUGGGUUUGGAAACAAUGCAGUGCCGGACUGCCCAUUCUACCCAUCGGAAAGCCAGCACAAUGAUAACCUACGGGAGAUCGGAGCGGGUUUCAUGGAGACGCUGCUGGCUGCAGUCGAUCUUGGACUCGGUGAUGCUACCAAGUGCUGACCUGUUCAGUAAAGGAUCAUGGAAAUGCGCCGAUUUGGUGAUAUCCUGACUCAGCCACUCGUACGACACAUGCUUGCACAGUUUAAUAUGAUUAAUAUAACGAAAUACCCAGUGAUGCCC
Molecule: messenger RNA, 1800 nt
Organism: Pyricularia oryzae 70-15
Lineage: Eukaryota; Fungi; Ascomycota; Sordariomycetes; Magnaporthales; Pyriculariaceae
Product: carboxypeptidase A
Exons: 2
Coding region: 349-1680 (443 amino acids)
Biological process (GO): proteolysis
Molecular function (GO): zinc ion binding; metallocarboxypeptidase activity
Source: RefSeq, a predicted model, not a curated record